Messenger RNA from Lasiodiplodia theobromae, 4248 nucleotides. Its product is annotated as Polyketide synthase. Lineage: Eukaryota; Fungi; Ascomycota; Dothideomycetes; Botryosphaeriales; Botryosphaeriaceae. The transcript is spliced from 2 exons. Gene Ontology annotation, molecular function: phosphopantetheine binding; catalytic activity. Gene Ontology annotation, biological process: amino acid activation for nonribosomal peptide biosynthetic process; secondary metabolite biosynthetic process. The record is from RefSeq and is a predicted model, not a curated record. Gene Ontology annotation, cellular component: cytoplasm. The coding region runs from base 1 to 4248 and encodes 1415 amino acids.
AUGGCGCCUCCAACAGAAACAAUGCUACAGGUGCGAACAGCGACGACCGUGCCUACCGGCAGAGCAAUAGCGGACCGAAGCGAGAAAAAGCCGACAGCCAGGACCAAGACGGACCAAGCGGCCGAGGAGCGUGUCUCGUUUGGGCAAUCGCGAUUCUGGUUCCUGGACCAGGCCAUCAAGGACCGCACAACAUUCAACAUCGCCAUCCUCGUGCGGCUAGAAGGCCGGCUACGCGUCAAGGAUGUGGGGCGUGCGGUCGAACAGGUUGCGCAACGGCACGAGGCGCUGCGCACGCGCUAUUUCGCCCGGGGCGAGUACGGCGAGCAGGCCAUGCAGGCCAUUGAUGCGUCGGCGACGGUGCCCUUCUCCUGGCGGCAGAUCCAAGACGAAAGCGAGGCGCGGCAAGAGCUGGACGAGCUGCGCAACCACGUGUGGGAUUUGAGCGCGAGCGAAAGCAUGAGAGUGUCGCUGCUAUCGCUGAAGGGGGACAAGGUACACUUCCUCAUUCUCGGCUGCCACCACAUCAACAUGGACGGCAUCAGUUUCCAGAUUUUUUACUCGGACCUCGAAAAAGCGUACAAGGGCCAGAGGUUAUCGACACUUCCGCCCCCGCUGCAGUAUCGCGGCUUCGCGAAACGCCAGCGUGAGGCGUGGGAGACGGGCAAGAUGGAUGCAGAUCUGGACUACUUCCGGGGAAUCGUCCCUAAGGACCCGAAGCCGCUGCCUUUGCUGCCUUUCGCAAAGGUGAACUCGCGUGUUCCGCUUGAGAAAUACAGCACACACAGGGUAGAUGUCCGUAUCGACGCCGACCUCACCGCCAAGUGUAAGGCCACCGCACGCCGUCUGAAGUCGACCACUUUUCACUUUUAUCUGGCGGUUUUCCAGAUUUUGAUCCAGCGCCUCGUCGGAGAUGACUGUAAGGAAGUCUUCGUUGGCGUGGCCGACGCCAACCGCACCGAUGCCAAAUUCAUGGGCACGCUGGGUUUCUUUCUUAACCUCCUCCCACUACGCUUCGCCAGGGACGAUGCGGCCAACUUCGCUGAGGCAGUGCAACAGGCCCGCGACAAGGUGUACGGCGCUCUUGCACACUCGCAGCUGCCUUUUGACAUCCUACUGGAAAAACUCGAGAUUCCACGGUCGUCUGCCCACACUCCGCUCUUCCAGAUCUUCGUCGACUACCGUCAAGGAGUGCAGGAGCGCCAAAAGUAUAUGGGCUUAAAGGCUGUCGGUGAGGACUGGCAUUUGGCCAAAACUGGUUACGACGUCUCAUUGGACAUCAUCGAGAACGCUGCCGGAGAUGCGAGAAUAGAGAUCAGACUUCAGGAAGCGCUCUAUUCCGAGGCCAGUGCACGCCUGCUGCUGCAGGCCUACGUCCACCUGCUGGCACAGGUAGCAGAGAAUCCCGAGGUUGACUGGAAGACUCCAGAGAUUUGGCCCGCAGAGGUCAUCGAGAGGUCCUUGUCCGAGGGAAAGGGCAAACCCAUCGACUACACAUGGGCGCCGACCGUCGCCCACCGCAUCGACGAGUUCAUCGCCAAGCAGCCAUCAGCCCCGGCUCUGAAAGACGGCACCAACUCCCUCACCUACGCCCAAAUGGACGACCGCAUCAACGCCAUCUGCGCCGCCUUAGUCUCGGCCGGCGUGAAGACAGGCGAUCGAGUCGGCGUGUUCCAAAAGCCCACCACAGACUGGAUCUGCUCGCUGCUCGCCAUCUUCCGCGCCGGCGCCGUCUACAUGCCACUGGACACACGCACCCCAGUCCAACGUCUAGCCGCCAUGGUCUCCGACGCCCAACCCGCCGCCAUCCUCGCCCACGAUGAAACCUGGGCCGACGUGCCCGCCGUCGCUCCGCACAGCGCGAACAUUAACAUCUCCCACAUCUCCCCCGCCCCCGCGCCCCUGCCCAACCUCGCCACCCCCUCCAGCCCCGCCGCGCUGCUCUUCACCAGCGGCUCGACCGGCACCCCCAAGGGCAGCCUCAACACACACGCCAACAUCAUCCACCAGCUCGAAGGCUACUCCACGCACAGCACCCUCGCGCCCGACGUCGGCCUCGUGCUGCAGCAGAGCGCGUACUCGUUCGACAAGUCCCUCGAGCAGAUCUUCGCGGCGCUGGCGCACGGCGGCGCGCUGUUCGUCGUGCCCGCGCACCAGCGCGGCGACCCGCUGUCCAUCACGCGCAUCAUGGCCGACGAGGGCGUCACGUUUACCGCCACCACGCCCAGCGAGUACCUGAUGUGGCUGCGGUACGCGCGCGAGAACCUAAAGCGGUGCGUGGGGUGGCGGCGCGCGGUGCUGGGUGGGGAGGUCGUGCCGGCGAGCUUGAUCAAGGGGUUCAGGGAGCUCGGGUUGCCGGUCAGGCUGACGAAUAGCUACGGCCCGGCGGAGAUCACGAUGGCGUGCGCGAAGGGCGAUUUGGCGUACGAGAUCGGGCCGGGGGAGAUGCCGGUCAUGGCGGGCACGGUGUUGCCUGGGUAUACGGCGUAUGUUGUGGAUCAGGAGCUGAAGCCUGUGCCGGUGGGGUGUCCCGGUGAGAUCGUCGUCAGCGGUGUUGGCGUGUCGAUGGGGUACCUCAACAACGAGGAGUUGACGAGCCAGAAGUAUCUGCCGUGUCCGUGGCAGCCGGGGAAGAUGUACAGGACGGGCGAUAAGGGCAGGUUGGGAGGAGAUGGAGUGCUGUACUGCGACGGCAGGCUGGAGGGUGACUCGCAGAUCAAGCUCCGCGGCGUGCGCAUGGAGCUUGAGGAUAUCGAGAGCUGCAUUGCGCAAACGGCGGCCGGGGCGGUCACCAGUGUGGUUGUCUCGAAGAGGGGCGAUGCGGAGCAGGACUCGGAGUUCCUCGCGGCGCACGUCGUUUUGGCCCCUGGUGUCGAUGAGAGCAUACUGGACCGCCUACGCACGACGCUGCCCCUGCCACAGUACAUGAUCCCGGCUGUCAUGGUGCCAGUGAAGGAUCUACCCAUGACGGCCCAUUUCAAGAUCAGCCGCAAGGAGGCCAUGGCACUGCCUGUGCCAGAGAUCAAGAAGGCUGAGGUCGACGUUGGCGCCCUUACCCCCACCGAAGCACAGCUGGCAGGACUUUGGAGCGAACUGAUACCCGGCUUGCGGAGUGUUGACGCCACCUCACCCUUCUUCCUUGUCGGCGGUAAUUCACUCAUGCUGGUCAAGCUUCAGGCCAUGAUUCGCAUGAACCUGCAUGCCAAUCUCAGGCUGAUAGACCUCAUGGAAAAUGAUACCUUGGGCAAGAUGGCGCGGGUGGUAGAGGAAGCCGCAGGCGGUGCUGCUGCAAUCGACUGGGAGAAAGAGACGGCCCUACCAGAGCUACCUCCGAGUGUCGGAACCGUGCCACCAAAGGACAAGGACCUCGUUGUCAUGCUCACAGGCGUAACCGGCGUCUUGGGACGAAACAUGCUGGCCAAGCUGGCGGCGGACGAGCGCGUCGCGAAGAUAUAUGCCGUUGCUGUGCGCGCGCCGAUCGAAGGCCGCGUCACCACCACAUCUGACAAAGUUACGAUCCUCGCUGGAGACCUGGUAAAGCCACUGCUGGGCCUUGACGACGCGGACUUCAAGACACUGAGCGAGGUGGACGUCAUUUUCCACGCCGGCGCCAACCGCUCUUUCUGGGAUUCUUACUACGAGCUGCGGGCAACAAACGUCUACUCCGUCAAGGAGUUGGUCAGAAUAGCCGCACCGCGCAAAAUCCCCAUCCAUUUCAUGUCCUCGGGCGAGGUCGUAGCGUACGGCUCUGAGACUCCGCCCGUGGACGGCUCCGACGGCUAUGUCAGCUCGAAGUGGGCCGCUGAGAAGGUGCUACAGAAGGCGGCCGCCCAAGCAGGUAUCGAGGUGGUGGUGCACCGACCAAUGAAGUCGGACGAAGCUGGAGCGGCGCCGCUUGAGGCUUUGCAGGAGCUAAUGGCGCUGGCACGGCAGAUGGGAAAGCGGCCAGCGCUCCAUGGAUUGAGCGGCACGCUAGCUAUUGUUCCUCUGUCCCAGAUCGUGGAUGCCUUGGCCGAAGAUUUGUUUGAGAGGAGCUCGGGGGUCAAGCAUUUGAGUCAUGGUAGCAGCUUCAACGUGGAUAUUGCCGAGUUCGCGACGGCUGUCGCGAAAGACGAAGGGAUUAUGAAGCUAGAGGGUAUGUCCGCAUUGAAGUGGACAGGCGUUGCAAAGAAGAUGGGGUGGAGCAUGUUUAUGUUGGCACAGGAGAUCUUUAUGGAAAAGGAAGGCGGAAGAGUUGUUUCGAAGAGGUAA